Aaosphaeria arxii CBS 175.79 is the source of this 1461-nucleotide messenger RNA. RefSeq lists its product as uncharacterized. The transcript has 2 exons. NCBI's taxonomy places the organism in Eukaryota, Fungi, Ascomycota, Dothideomycetes, Pleosporales. Bases 1 to 1461 code for a protein of 486 amino acids. The record is from RefSeq and is a predicted model, not a curated record.
AUGUUCAAAGGCGAUAGAUCCAAGUUGAAGGCAAAGACCAGCAAGUUGCCGUUCCUCACAGGAGUUUCCAAGUCGCCGCCAGGAUCGCCAAAUCUGGUCCCGACUGCUGCAGCAAGGCGCCUGGGUCUUCCGUUCAAGUUACCCGAGAGGAACAAGUCAGGACAGAAUCAGAGCCUCACUCCCAACGAUCCUCAGUUGCCUUCGUCUCCUAGACCGGCAACCUCACCCAAUGCAGCUCCUGUAGUUGAUCGCCACAAGCCGCUUCCAAGCCCUCCGGUUGCUCAGUUCAUCAAUCCCAUGAGCCCACCCAAAGCUCGGCGCUCUUUGAUGGAUGCUGAAGCGGGAACUCCAUCUGGAGAGCAGUAUCCGGCACUUCAGCCAGAGGCCUCGCCUUUGCGCAUGAGAGGUGUCGAGAUGUCGCAACCUCGCAAUAUGCGUGGCGAGCAGAGUGGUAACACCACCUAUUUGGAGGCGGGCGAGUCGAGCAAGAUGGCUGCAGCAAUGAGUGCAUCCAACAAAAGUCCUCAUGGAAUCGCUGAGCUUCCCACCACCUGGACUCCCAAGGGCUCUGCCACCGAUAGUCCAGCUCCACGCCCGAAGCAUCGUCCGAUCAUCCUACCUUCACCUCAGUCGGUGGCCAAGUAUUGUGCCUAUCCGAUUGCAUCAACGGGCUCGGAUCAAAGUGCCAUCUCACGCCCAUCCUCUCGCACUCAGGUCUCCACCGCGCCUGCAGUUCCCGUCUACACGACCUCUUAUGCGGCUCCGUCCCAGGCCAUCCCCGAGGACUCCAUUCUACGCUUCACGCAUUCCCCAGAUGCCUCCACCCCGCCCCGUCAACGCCUCAAUGACGAGGGCCCCGAAUCUCGACCCAGGCGUCUUUCUAGCCAGCUCAGUGACCGCACUGGCGCUGGCACGACCCUUGUGGUCUCUAACGAUGCGGACUCUCUCAUUCACGGCCUCGACGUGAAUGAUGGCCACAAGAGCUCCAAGCACAAGCUUGGGUUCCGCUCGCUGCUCAAGCGUAUGCGCAGCACCCCAAACCUCAAGGGUGGCGCCGUCAAGCCAGACGUUCCUGUCCCGCCUCUUCCCCGUCCGGCCCAGUUCCAGAAUACUGGCAAAGGCAAAGAGAGGGCAGAGUCCGUCGGAGAGAUUGAAGAGAGGCCCUUGAUCAUCAGCUCUCUCGAUGCUCUUUUGAGCCGCAUCGAGGACACACCACUGCUGUCCGAUGAGCGCGCACGGGGUGUGAAGAUCGUCCAGACCGUUCUCAACGCCAUGGAGAACGUUCGAGCAGCAAAAGUUGCUGCCGAAAGGGCGCAAGAGCAUGCCAGGCUCGCCCAGAAGGCGCUCGGCAGGCUCGAGGCGCUGGUGAUCGACGACUGCGGCGCCGACCUCCUGGCCGACAUCAGGCACAGGGUCACGAUCGUGGCCGACGGCCUCACUCUGGAGGAUUUCGAAGAGUAA